UUCCCUGCGCCCGGGGAUUGCUGGCAUCGCUGGGACCGCAGUAACCGCCCCGAGGGGCGCUCCGGGAUCAGGGUUGGGUGAACAAGUAUGCUCCAGAGCAGGAAGUCUCUGAAAUUGAGUCACCAGGGACAGUAGGAAACAGACUCCAAGAGGAUGAAUCCCGGGAUUCUACAUUUGAAGAAAAAUAUGCAUGUGAGAGCAUGAAGGAAAAUUCUCCUGAAGAGGUGUCCAGGUCAUGCUUUUUCCAGGAAGGAGGUUUUGGGGGAAUAACUUGCAUCCGAAAGGAAGCACUUCCUAAAAUGAUGAGCCAAGAAUAUAAUUUUGAGAAGAGGUUGCUUUUGACCUCAAGCCUUGUUACUCAUCUCAGGGUUUCUACAGAAGAAAGUCUACAUCAGUGGGAGACAAGUAGCAUACACACCAAUGACAUUUCAAACCAAAGUAAAUGCUCAAUCCUCUCCACUCAGAAAAAAUCUUGGAAAUGUAACGAGUGUGGAAUAACAUUUACUCAGAGCUCAUCCCUUACUCAACAUCAGAGAACGCAUACUGGAGAGAGACCCUAUGUAUGUGAGGAUUGUGGGAAAGCCUUUAGUUGUAGUUCAUUCCUUGUCCAGCAUCAAAGAAUUCACAAUGGAGUGAAACCAUACAGAUGUGAGCAAUGUGGGAAAACAUUUCGUUGUCGAUCAUUUCUUACUCAGCAUCAAAGAAUCCACACUGGAGAGAAACCUUAUAAAUGUAAUGAAUGUGGGAAUUCCUUCCGCAAUCAAUCACAUCUCACUGAACAUCAGAGAAUUCACACUGGAGAGAAACCUUAUAAAUGUAAUAGGUGUGGGAAGGCAUUCAAUCAGAACACACACCUCAUUCAUCAUCAGAGAAUCCACACUGGUGAGAAACCUUACUCAUGCAAUGAAUGUGGCUCUUCUUUUCGUAAACACUCAAAUCUUACACAACAUCAGAGAAUUCACACGGGGGAAAAACCCCACAAAUGUGAUGAAUGUGGGAAAACUUUUCAAACAAAGGCAAACCUUUCUCAGCAUCAGAGAAUUCAUACUGGAGAGAAACCUUAUAAAUGUAAGGAAUGUGGAAAAGCUUUUUGUCAGAGUCCAUCCCUUAUUAAACACCUGCGAAUUCAUACUGGAGAGAAACCUUAUAAAUGUAAAGAAUGUGGCAAAGCUUUUACUCAGAGUACUCCACUCACUAAACAUCAGAGAAUUCACACAGGGGAAAGACCCUACAAAUGCAGUGAAUGUGGUAAAGCUUUCAUUCAGAGCAUUUGUCUUAUUCGGCAUCAGAGAAGUCACACUGGAGAAAAACCUUAUAAAUGCAAGGAAUGUGGGAAAGGGUUCAAUCAGAAUACCUGCCUCACACAGCAUAUGAGAAUUCACACUGGAGAGAAGCCCUAUAAAUGUAAAGAAUGUGGGAAAGCCUUUGCUCAUAGCUCAUCUCUUACUGAACAUCAUAGAACUCACACUGGUGAGAAGCUCUUUAAAUGUAGUGAGUGUGAGAAAACCUUCCGCAAGUAUGCACACCUUAGUGAACAUUACAGGAUUCACACUGGUGAGAAGCCUUAUGAAUGCAUUAAAUGUGGAAAAUUCUUCAGACAUAGUUCAGUGCUUUUCAGACAUCAGAAACUUCACAGUGGUGAAUGAACCUCGCAUUAGGUAAUGGCAGUUUCUCAAGAAAUAGUGGCUAGGAAUCUGGCUGAGGAGUGGGGGCAGGUUUAGUUCCUGGAAGGAAGGAUGAAGUAGUCUUAAAUACUGCCCUCAUAAGAAUAUUUCCAGAAAUAUAUGUGGGGGCUUGGAGAAUGCAGGCCUAUUCCAGGUGUGCAUGUGGGAGUAUAGGGUAGAAAGGAAGUUCCUGCUUUUGAGGUAAAUCCUUGCUGCUUGCCAUUCCUCUCAUCUCAUACCUUGAGGUGCCAUUUGUUAAGUUAGUGUUUGUCUUUCCCUUACUACACUCACCUAUCUUCCCAAAUUGUCGUGUAUAUUCACUCACCAGUUGGUUUAGAUGCUUUUCCAAAACCUGUCAUUUUGAAAGUGGCAGCAUUUUGUUGUAGUGCUAAGUAGCCUCCAGAUUUCUGAGGCAGCUGUAACCAUGUUACUGUGGGGGAAGCUGCUCAACCUGUGGAAAUGGUCCCAUAAAGGGGAGACAGAAACAAGUGAAAGAUGAUCCAUAUUCAUUUACCAAUUAAGGAGAUAUGCCCCAAGAACUGGGGUGAUCUCAACAUAUAUGUUGGUAAAGAAGGCUUUUAUCAGAAUGAUGAUCUUUCCUGAAAUAGGUCAAGAGAAACUUUUCUUGAGUGAUGUCAGUUCCGGGAAGGGAGUCAUAUUUGCUGAGAAGGCCAUGGGGAGGAAGGCCCAACCUCUGUCCCAGAGGAACUGGCUUAUCCAGGAUGGAAAUGGCCUGUGCUUGGCUGGUGAUCAUAAGAAGCCACAGAGCAGGAAAGCUGCCUGUGCCUGAGCAAGCCGUCAGUGUACCACUGCCUUAGACAGAGGUGUACACCUUUCCCUUGAGCUUAUAAAUUUGGCUGGGUUACUGGUUCACAGGGAAUUGGGGAGAGGAACCCACUAAGAUUAACAGUGUCCAAACCAAGUGGGACUCGGUUUGUUUGCCUUUAAGAAGGAGAAAGCGUUAGCAAACAAGGAAGACAGCUUUUUAGAUUGGCUGGAAUUGCAGGAUGUUGCACCAGAGUGUUGGUCACUAGUUGAGAGGGCUAGGUUUCAUGUCAUUAUGCCACUGGUGGUGUAAUACAGAUUUGUUAGAUCUCAGGUGUUUCUAAUUUUAUUGGGCAUAUCUUGUCCUGGAUAGGAGUAUCUAGGGAAAUAUUUUUCAUGAGCUACAUUGGGAAAGUCUAGAGAGGACGACGACCUCUUUUUCAAAUUCCUGAAAAUAAAAAUAUCACAGGUUACCACUGGCUGAUGGUAUUUUAUUCUGAGAGGUAGAGCAUGUUUUUCUCAUUCCUCAGUCCCUUUCAGGUUGUUUAUUAAUUAAAUUUAUUGGGGUGAGAUUGGUUAACAUGAACAUACAGGUUUCAGGUUUGGGUUUCUUUGUUACAAGAUCUGUAUAUUGCACCAUGUAUUCACUACCCAAAGUCAAAUCUGUUGUCACCACAUAUUCGGACCCCUUUUCCCCAACCCCCUUUUCAUGUUCUUAACUGCUACUCAGAAAUUCAGCUCUGG
This is a messenger RNA of Eptesicus fuscus (big brown bat), 3173 nucleotides long. RefSeq names its product zinc finger protein 502 (gene ZNF502). Lineage: Eukaryota; Metazoa; Chordata; Mammalia; Chiroptera; Vespertilionidae. Gene Ontology annotation, biological process: regulation of immune system process; regulation of cytokine production; negative regulation of transcription by RNA polymerase II. The transcript has 2 exons. The record is from RefSeq and is a predicted model, not a curated record. The coding region runs from base 201 to 1646 and encodes 481 amino acids.